AUGGCCACAAACGGAGGCAAUGCAAAACCCAUUCUCUUCUUCACAGCCUUGCCCGGCGAAGGGCACACCUACCCACUCCUCAACAUCGCUUCAUCCAUGAUUCAGCGAGGCUAUACCGUCGUCUUCCAUGGCUAUGCCCAAUUCGAAGCCGACAUCCUAGCCAUGGGCGCGGAAUUCAGCCCUAUUCCAUCCAUGCUCGACCCCGUCCCGAAUCCAGAAGCCGUCGUAGCAGCAGGUAAAGCCAUCACAGACUGUCGCCUGCCGCUCUUUGUGCACGGCCUGGUCAAUUUCCUCUACAACACCAUGCCAGUCCGGACCCAGCAUCUCGAAGAUGCUCUCAUCAAGCUCAAGCAGCGCGACCCAAACCGGCAGAUCAUCAUCGUCCACGAGCUCUGCAGCAUGAACGUCACCCCCUUUGCAUACGGCCGUCCUGCUCCCUUAGGGUUUGCCUCGUUCCCCAAGACCAUCGGCAUCGGUGCAGUCAAUAUCUCCGCUCCAAGCGUCGAUACUGCUCCAUUCUCCAUGGGCCUUCCCUACGACACAUCACGCGCCUGUCUGCUGCGGAACAAGGAACUGCACAAUCUCGCCAACCAAGGUCCCUGGCUGCCGCUCUUCGAGGCCGCUCAACGUGCGAUGCGGGAGGCCGGGUGCACCACUGUCCCGGAGGACCAUCCUUUUGCUACAUGGUAUUCUGCGCCUGAUGUAUGCUUCCAAAUGUGCAGUCCUAGCAUGGAGUAUCCGCUGUCCGACAUGCCGCCCAAGCUGCGGUUUGCCGGGUGUUUGCCGCCCAGGCUACUGUCAAGCAGCGUCUUCGAGGCACCGAGUUGGUGGGGCGAGGUGUUGGAGAGCGCCGGGAAGAAAGAUCGGAAGAUUGUUUUCGUGUCCCAGGGCACUGCGCAUGUGGACUACAACCAGCUCGUCGUGCCGACCAUGGAGGCCUUUAGGGGCAGGGACGAUAUACUCACCAUCGCGACGCUUGGGAUAAGAGGCGCCACGCUGGGGGAUAACAUCGACGUGCCGGAGAAUACGCGGUGGACGGACUUUCUGCCAUAUGACCACAUUUUGCCGUAUGCCGACGUGUUUGUGUGCAAUGCCGGUUACGGAUCAACGAGCCAUGCGGUGACGAACGGCACACCUGCGGUGUUGGCUGGGGAGGCGCUGGACAAGAAGGAGGUGACAAUGAGGGCGGUCUAUGCGGGCUAUGCAUGGGACUUGGAGUCGUCGACGCCCGGCAUUGAGCAGAUCAGGACCGGCGUGGAGGCGGUGCUGGCGGAUCAGAGGUUCAAGGAGAGGGCGAUAGAGUUGAAGAGGGAGAAUGAAGACAUGGACUGCAUGGCGACGAUCGAAAGGCAGAUUAUCGACUAUACCAUAUGA
Molecule: messenger RNA, 1374 nt
Organism: Talaromyces atroroseus
Lineage: Eukaryota; Fungi; Ascomycota; Eurotiomycetes; Eurotiales; Trichocomaceae
Exons: 1
Coding region: 1-1374 (457 amino acids)
Molecular function (GO): glycosyltransferase activity
Source: RefSeq, a predicted model, not a curated record